Molecule: messenger RNA, 1659 nt
Organism: Callorhinchus milii (elephant shark)
Lineage: Eukaryota; Metazoa; Chordata; Chondrichthyes; Chimaeriformes; Callorhinchidae
Gene: hoxc9a
Product: homeobox C9a
Exons: 2
Coding region: 162-950 (262 amino acids)
Biological process (GO): DNA-templated transcription; regulation of transcription by RNA polymerase II; embryonic skeletal system morphogenesis
Cellular component (GO): nucleus
Molecular function (GO): DNA-binding transcription factor activity, RNA polymerase II-specific; RNA polymerase II cis-regulatory region sequence-specific DNA binding
Source: RefSeq, a predicted model, not a curated record
CACUGCAAUUUUUUUUGACAAAUAGGGCCCACGUGAGGUGCGGAGACCAAUGGCAGAGUGAGGAGCCCAGCAAAAAAAUAAUUACCUGCUUUGAUUGUUGUAUAGGAGAUAAGAAAGUAUACAUACACUCUGCUAGAAUAUUCCCUUAAAUGUAAGCCACAAUGUCGACAAGUGGUGCUCUCACUAACUACUAUGUCGACUCGAUUAUAAACCAUGAGAACGAAGAGAUGUUCGCGGCUCGCUUCGCCGCCUCUGGGUCGCACCCUCCAGCUCCACGACCUGCGGGAUUAGUCCCUGAUUGUACAGAUUUCCCAUCGUGUAGUUUCACUCCCAAACCGCCAGUUUUUACCACGACCUGGGCUCCCGCGCACUCCCAGUCAUCGGUGGCCGUCACCGGCGUGUAUCACCCCUACUCCCACCAGCCUCAUCUGGGGACUGACACCAGGUACAUGCGCUCUUGGCUGGAGCCUAUCUCAGGCCCCGUGCCGUUCCACCACGGCUUCCCGUCCACCGGCAGGCACUAUGGGGUUAAGCCCGAGAGCUUCCCGGGGAGGAGAAGCGAGUGCACCGACGGCCGCAGCUUCACAGACUACAUCUACGGAUCUUCAACAGAUAAGAUUUUGCAAAGCAUCCCGUCCCCAGGUUCGGAGACCAUGGUUUCAGCCAAGCACAAAGACGAAAAGACGGAAAUUGAUCCGAGUAACCCUGCAGCAAAUUGGAUACACGCUCGAUCCACAAGGAAGAAACGGUGCCCUUACACCAAAUACCAAACCCUUGAGUUGGAGAAGGAAUUUUUGUUCAAUAUGUAUUUAACGAGGGACCGUCGCUAUGAAGUUGCCAGGGUGCUUAAUCUGACUGAGCGACAAGUCAAAAUAUGGUUUCAAAACAGGAGGAUGAAGAUGAAAAAAAUGAACAAGGAAAAGAGCGACAAGACCAGCAAUGAAAACUGACGUGACAUUAUUAAAAUAUUAAUAAUAUCGCCAUAUUAAAAGUUCGGAACUGAGGACUGUGCGCUUUUUUUUCCUAUUAAAUUAAUUUACCAAAACUUCCCUCCCUCCAUCCCCUCCCAUCAUUGUCCUGUGUGCAAAAUAUACCACAGAAAAACUCACUCCGUCAGUCGACCCGAAACUCCAUUUUGUUUAAAGAAUACUUGAAUUUCUAUUAUUUAAAAAAGUGUAAGUUUUAAUCACACUUGUUUAUGUUAUAUAUUAGGCGUCGUGAGUGUGUUACACACAUUUUUUUGUACCGAGGUGCAGAAAGAAAACUGUGUCAAUUGUUCGUUUCUGUCUUGGAUAUUUUAUUAGUCCAAUAACUGUUUUUGUCACUAUUUUUGUGAUGUUAUAUUUUCGUUGUAGUCCGUAGAUCUAUUUAAAUAUAUUUGAAUCCUAACUCCAAAGGGGUCUUCAUUGUUUAAUCUCAUUUAAUAAAAAUGUGCUUGGACAACACACAAGCGAGCAGAGGUGGCGCAUGAUGUGUUUUCGAUGGCAAUUUUCAAAACCUAAUCCGGUCAAAAACAAUAUCUUUAAUAAAAGUAAAUUCACAAUUCAUCCCUCUUUCGGGAGCUGCAAAUGAACAGAAAAACAAAAGAGCAAAAAAAGAAGCUUCUAGUACAAAAGAUGUUUUCAUAUUCCAGCGAAUUAAUUUAACUAGAUUUAAGAA